Molecule: messenger RNA, 1860 nt
Organism: Lodderomyces pseudojiufengensis
Lineage: Eukaryota; Fungi; Ascomycota; Pichiomycetes; Serinales; Debaryomycetaceae
Gene: PRM1
Product: pheromone-regulated protein
Exons: 1
Coding region: 1-1860 (619 amino acids)
Cellular component (GO): mating projection tip
Source: RefSeq, a predicted model, not a curated record
AUGAUUCGAAAUUACCUAAAUUUCACUGAAGUUUCAACUCAAAUUUAUUUAAAUCAAUAUACAAUAUUAUUAUUUUUAAUCCUUGUUAAAUUAAUUUUACUACGAAAUUCAUUAAUAAAUACAAUAUCAAAACAAGUUAUAGAUACUUCAAUAUGUGAUGAAGAUAAUAUUCAACCAUUACUUAAUGGAAUUCAUAAUAUGAUUAUAGAAAAUUUAACAAAAUUAAAGUAUACUGGAAUUGUAUUUAUAAUACUUAUUAUAAAAACUAUAAAAGCAUUAACAAUUUUUUAUAUUGAUAUAUUAUUAGGUACAUAUAUUUGUUUAUUAAAUGCAAUUGUAAAAGGAACAACAGAAGUAGCAUUUGAUACAGGUGAAACAGUUAUAAGAACAGUAAAUGUUACAAUAGUUGAAGCAACAAAUGAAAUAGAAGAAGGUUUACAAGGAUUAUCUAAAUUUAUAAAUGAUUUAGUUACUGGAUUUAAUGCAAUAAAGAGUUUUUUCACUAAUGGGAAAUCAGCUGAUGAAGGUAAGAAAUAUGAACAAAAAAUCAAUAUAACUUUGGGGAAUUUAAAGGAUAAGAUAGCUAUACCUGGAACAGUAUUAGAAAAAAUUGAUAAUGCUAAAAAUAUAAGUAUGAAAGGUAUAAAUGAUUUAAACAAUGAAACUCAAACAUUAAUUGAUACUCCUUUUAAUUUAAUUAUAAAAAAAUUAGAUAAUGUAAAAUUAUCAAAUCUGUCUGCUAAUAUUACAAUUGAACCAAUUAAUGUUAGAAGUAGUUGUUUAAAAACUGUGGAUGAAGUUCAAGAUACCCAAGACAAAUUAGUUAAACUUGUUAAAAUAGUAAGUAAAUAUUUAUUUAUUGGAAUGAUUUUAAUUAUUAUUGGAUCUAUUGCCUAUGCAUUAUAUAUUGAAUCAAGGAGAUGGAAAAGAUCUACAAAUUUUAUAAGAGAUACUGAUCAAACUAAUGAAAUUGGAUUUAGAAAUCAACAUAAUAUAUAUAAUAAUGCUAUAUUAUAUACAAUUAUUAAAAAAAUGGGAUUCAACUUAAACUCAAAAGUUAUUUGGUCGAUUAGUUAUAUGACGAACAAAUUUACAUUGAAUGUUUUAAUGUUUGGAUUGUUAGGUAUAUUAACAGUUAUUCUUCAAUACAUUUUAAUUAAAUAUGUUUCAUCGGAAAUUUCAAAUCAAAUGAAAGAAAUAGAUAAAAAACAAAUUGUAUCAAAUAUAACUUCAAAUUAUAUAAAAUCAAUGAAUAAUUAUAUUAAUACAACUGAAAUAAAUUUAAAUGAAGAAUUAUUUGGAGAAAUAAAAGAAACAUCAACAAAAAUUAACAAUACAAUAUCAGAAUUUGUUGAUAAUUUAGAUUUUGCAAUUUCUGAAAUAUUUGGUAAAUCAUUUAUUUAUGAUGCUAUAAAUACUGUAGUAUAUUGUACAAUAGGUAGAAAAUUAGAAAAAAUUGAAAAAGGUUGUAAUUGGUUAAAUGAAAACCUAAAGAUUAAUUUACCUUUAAUUUCAAAAAAUUUAGAAAAGGAUAUAAAGAAUAUUAAAUUUUUGAAUUCAAAUUACUACUUAAAGAAAUUAAAAUCAAUUAUUGAAUUUUAUUAUAAAAGUUUAAAAAUUGAAUUAAUUAUUAACUUAUGUUUCUUAUUGUGUUGGAUAUUACAAUUUAUAAUAGGUUUAUUGAUAUUAUUUUUCAAACAAAGUAAAUCAGAUAUUGAAAAUAUUAACCUAAAAAUAUUUAGAAUUAGUUCACCAAAACCAUUAAAUGAAAAACAAAAAAAAGAAUAUCAAUAUCCUUUAUCUGAUCCAUUAUUAAUUAAAAAUUUUCCUCAAACUUCUUCAAGUGUAUAUCCUGUAUAA